UACUGUGCAAUGUUAUUGAGUGAAUAAAAAAAAAGUUCUGUGUUAACCCUGGUGUCAGAAGCCAAGUACGCUAUAGUUGUUCAGCACCUAUGCUUCCUCACAUGCAGUUGCAUGGCUGUAACCCGUGUGUUUCCCUGUUAGAGCAUAUAUAUUCACUCACACAAAUUUAUCUUCUUUUUCCCUGUUUUUUUUUUCCCCUCCUGCCAUAUGAAGCAUUAAGGGGGUAUUUAAGAUUCUGUUAAAGAUUGUUUCCCAAAAUCAACUUUUUGAAUCAGCAACUGACCAGCUCUUGAUUUUUAUUUUUUUUUUUCCUCUCUUCAUGAUAUAAUUUACUACAUUAACACCAAUACAGAUCUUUAGCUAAAAGCUGUUUCUGGAUUUGCCACUUCUAAAUUAGAAGUGAUAGCAGUGUGAGACUCAGGUGAGUUGAGAUCUCCCACAUAGAGUUUCCCAAUCAAAAAUUUACUUUUGGACCUCCUAGACAAUGUGGUAGCCAGAAGAGGACAGUUUCAAAGAGGCUGGGAUCACUUUGUAAGCCCCUGUAGACAGGUAGUAUUAACAGCUGAAAGCUCAAUUGAGGUCAGUACAGGAAAAAAACAAAAAACAAACAAAAAAAACAAGCAGCAAAGAUGUGGGUUAUAAGCUGCUUUAACAAUUUUUAAAACUCAAGUCUCAUUACCCGAGAAAGCAGUAUGUCAGAGUCAGUGUUGUUUAUGUCCUUCUCCCUCCCUCCCUUCACUCCCCCACCCCCUCCCCUGGCUCCUUCCUCACUUCAUACUUUAAAAAUCAGGGGGUACAGUAUGACUGCCCUUAAUAUUCUGAGUUCUUUGAACAACAGAUCUAGAAAUCACAUUGUUACCCGUUUUUUCCAAGUAAUUAAGUUAUAUUGAAGUCUUUAAACUAUUCUUUGCCAUUGUAACAACUAGAAAUACACUAUAUAUCAGAACAGAUAAGUAGAAUUUCCUAACUAAUGGUGGGACUGGAAGAGCUGAGGCUUGCUGAAGGUAUCUGUGAUAACAUCACUGGAUUUAGUUUUUGUAAUAGGGAAAGAAAGUAGAAAUGUGUCUGUAGCAGCAUGUUUUCUUGUGUGCAAGAUAUACAGACUACCCGUUAGCUGGCAUAGGAAAGGGUUAACGGCUUGACCUUUGGAGAGAAGCACUUGUUGACCCUAUUCUGCAGCACUUGGCUAAAAGGUUAUGCCCAAAGGGGGAGCUUAUUAGCAGGGAAAAACAUCAGAAGAUAAAUACUUAAGAAAAGAAUACUUAGGCUUUGGAAGUCUGGUGGCCUAGUAAAAAGCAAUGCCUUCUACCAAACAGUGGAAGACUGAGUCUCAUCCACUGAAGGAACUGUGUACAGAAAAAUAGUACAACUGUCACGUUUAGACACAACUUUCCAAAAGUUUGAUGGAUGUAAAAUAAUCUGUAUUUAGAAAACUAAUAUCAUAUGUAGCAAUUCAGCUGUUCAGUGGGAUGUCUACACAGAGGAGCUAAUUAGUCCCAGCCUUAAAGGCAGCCACAGAAAACUUACACUGGUCUGGCAUCUUGAGCUUCCAGUGGUGUGGCACAAGCACAUCUCUUCAGGCAGUGCAUGGAAAGGUGGUGUGUGUGUUGGAAGUCCUUGUGAAAAGUAACUCCUUGCAGUUGCUUAACAGCCUUCUCAGGUCUUCAGGAUAGUGUCUCUACUGCUGUCUUAGGAUCUCUACAGAGAAACACCUAUUUUAUUCUAUUCCUUCUCUUGCUCUUUGUUUUCUGGCUUCUGAUUUCUUGCAGUCUUUUAAGAAUCACUUCUGCUGCUUCUUGUGAGUGAUAAGAAUUGAAAGUGUACCUUGGAGCAGCAUGAACAAAGCUUCAGCUGGAGUUUCCUGACAAUCUUGAUGCCACAGGCUGACUAUAAGGGAGUUUCUGCAAUGGAGAAAAGGGAAGGUGAUAAUCAUACCAUUGAUCAGAAUGCAUUUCAGAACAUCAUGCCAAGAAGAAAUAGAGAAAACCUUAGUGACUUGAAUGUGGAUAUGCAAGUCGCCAAUCCACCAGAAGUAGCUGCACUUUUUAACUUACAUCAAGCACAUCAUUUUAGUGAGUUUGAAUACUCUUCAGAACAACACUACAAGCAGGAUUUGUUCCCCAGGUGGCACAUGCCACUGAAGAUAGCAUCUGUGAUCUCAUUACUGACAUUUAUUUACACUUUUCUGAGAGAUGUCAUAUAUCCUUUUAUAACAAGAAAUGAAAAUGUUUUCUAUAAAAUUCCAAUCCUUGUCAUAAACAAAGUCUUACCAGUGGUUUCAAUUACCCUUUUAGCACUGGUAUAUUUACCAGGAAUAUUAGCUGCUGGUUUCCAGCUGUACUUUGGCACUAAGUACAAAAGGUUUCCCCAGUGGCUGGAUAGAUGGAUGUUGUCAAGAAAGCAAUUUGGACUUCUCAGUUUCUUCUUCGCUGUGAUGCAUGCCUGCUAUAGCCUAUGCUAUCCGAUGAGAAGAUCAUACAGAUACAAGUUGCUGAACUGGGCAUUCCAGCAGGUCAAACAAAAAAAAGAAAGUGCCUGGAUUGAACAUGAUGUUUGGAGAAUGGAGAUUUAUGUGUCCCUAGGAAUUCUGGGACUUGCUUUGCUGGCCUUAUUGGCAAUAGCAUCAAUCCCAUCUGUCAGUCACUCUUUGACCUGGAGAGAGUUCCAUUAUAUUCAGAGCAAGAUGGGAUACAUAGCUCUGCUGCUGUGCACAGUUCAUGCACUGGUGUUUGCUUGGAAUAAAUGGGUUGAUGUUAACCAAUUCAUCUGGUACACACCACCUUCAUUUAUGGUAGCAGUUUUUCUUCCUAUUGUAGUCCUGCUCUGUAAAUGCAUACUGUUCUUCCCAUGUUUCAGGAGGAGGAUAAAAAAAAUUAGAUGUGGUUGGGAAGCUAAUACACAGACCAAUCAAACCAACCUGACUUCCAGACUAUAGAUCAAAUAUGGACAUUCCCUAUCUGAUGCAUGUAAAUGUGCUCAAGUCAACAAAAUGUUUACUUGCGAGCUUUGUUUUCAUCUAUUUCUUAGAUGUUUCUGGUUUACUUUUCAUUUCAGCCGCAGGGGUAUGGAAUACCUGAUGCAAUUUGAACUUCUGUUGAGACAGAAAUUGGAAACAUUAAUUUUACACUUUAAUCUAUUUGGUAUUCUGGUAUUUGAUCAUUUCUUUUUUCUGACUCACUGCUCUUAAAAUGCCAGUGCUUCAUUGCUUCAAUCGUAAUUCUUUCACUAGAAAAUGCAAUCAUAAAUCACUGUUCCAGAUGACCACAGAAAGUAAAAAAAAUCAUUACACCACAAAAUCCAGGAAUGCUUUCUGCAUCUCACAGCCAUGUUUGUUCCCUGGUUAAAUCUCAGUAUUAUGAAGGGACAACAACUUGAGUAUUUAUUGUCCUGUUUCCUGUUAUCUCCUGCAUCUUACGUUUAACUGCAGAAGGGAUCCUUUAGCACUAGAGCCAAAUGAAAAUUUGCAUUCCCACCAUGUCUUGAAUUUAAACAAUCAAGUAAGCAAAAGUUUGGGGAACUCUGCAAGGGAAAUUUCUCUUGAGGCCGAGACACAGUCUAAAAAAAAGAGUUUUUAGAUUCAGAUCUACAUCUUAUACAGGACUAGGUGUGUCUGUUUAUUUAGAGCUAUAAAAUGUUUUGUUUUUUUUUUCCAUGACCAUAUUAUUUUGUUUCUGAUGCUGGAAAUUUUCCAUGCUUUUGACCUAAGCCUGCAGUCUUUGACACGUGCUAAUCUUUAUUAGCACAAAUUUUUCCAGUGGGGAUAGCUCACACAUCGAAUAAUAUGUUUUACCAUUUUACUAUAAGGCCAGCACAAUUAUGUGACUGGAAGAAAAUUAUUAAAAACAGACGAUUGAACCUUGACAAUGAUUUGGUGAUAUUUUUGUGUAAAACUACUGCUGAAUGCAUUUGCUUUUACUUAAAUUUUAGUGUAAGUAAGAUGAAACUUCACUUUCUUUGUUUUACAUAGAUCUGCCUGAAUGCCUUAACUGAAUAAUUCAUUUGUUAACAUCUACUUUAAAUACUUUGUGCAGAAGUUAAUAUUUUCACACAGCAUCAGAAACCUUGUUGCAGUUUCCCUGCAUGAGCUGACUGAGGCAUGGAUUGAUGAUGCCACCUAUUGCUGGAAUCAUCCAAAUGAGAAUUGCAGUGUUUCUAGUAUUAAACAAACAAGAAAAUGUCUAUGUAAGAGAAUAUGUAAGACAUGGUGCUAAUGAUUCUGUUUUACAUUUGUGGACAUGGUACACUGGGUGUAAAUAACAAAUUAAAUAACUAUUCCUACAUUUUGUAUUUUCCUGGUUUUAACUCCAUUCAGUUAUUGCACCUUAGAAGUUGUGCUUGUGUUUUGUACUUGAUGUUGUUCUUUGAAAAUAAUGGGAACAUGGUGGCCUGUGUAAUAUAGACUGAAGAGACUUGAGUGGCAUUGUGUAUUGGUAAUGCAUGACAGAGGUGAGCACUAAAGCACAGAAAGCCAGCCUGUGAACUUCAGAAAUUUCUAAAGGGAAAUGGUUGUUGUCAAUAGAUCAGCAUUUACAUUUCUUUAAAGGAAAUAAAAAUAAUUAGAAGUCAUGUUAGAGAGAAAAAAUAUCAAAGGCUUACUUGGAAUAUUAAUUGCACUUGUUGUCAGGAGUCAUACAGUUUUGCUUUAUUUUUUCACUGGAACAGAUUAAGACCAGUGCAACAACAAAGUAAUUAAAUUGUCUUCUACUAGCUACUCUUCUUCUAGCUAAUCAAAAGUUGUGUUCCAAUUUACUACUUAGGACUAAGCUGAGAUUUUAAAUACUGCAAAGCAACCCCAGUUUAACAGAUUAAUGCUUGUUUUUAUCAAAAUGGGUUAAAUUGCUCUCUCUGGAAUCAGCUCUGCUGCUCCUCUACUAGGAAAGUCUGGAGAAUUUAGUGCAGUCUCCAAUUUUGCUAAAUUCUGAUCAAAUAGUUGGCUUUGUUGUUUACUCCUGAUCAUAGAAGUCAACCCUUUGAAUGAAAACUGAAGCGAGGUUAAUGAAAACACUCCUUGGAAGAGGCCAUUCAAAGCUAUUUGUAUGACAUGUGCAAAACAAAAUCUCAAAUAUGAGCCAGGUUUUCUGUACAAUAGAUAGCCUUUUCUUUAUAAAGUAGUGUUGAAUGCUGUUGAAUGCUUACAGCCAGAAUUUGAGACCUUAUAUCAAGUCUGUUUUCUGCUUUAGUCUUUAGUAAACUACUUCACCUCUAAGUAACUCACCAAUCUAGUACUGGAGUAGUAUUCCUUCACAGGACGUUGCAACUUCAUAGGACGUUCCAGCUUUUAAAGCAUGCAAAUACAACAGGAGAGGGGAGGAUUAUGUAAGGAAUAAAAAGGGCUACGGAAGAAAAUGCUACUGACAAUAUUUUAUUUCUCCCUUUGUAAUAGAUACAAUUUAGUUCAACAGUAAUUAAAAUGAAUGUGUAUGUGCCUUUUAGUUUACAUAGCUGGUUCAAAAUUCAGUGUAUUAAUAUGCCUAUAUACUACUAUAAAAUAUAGAAAUGAUGUAUAUGCCAAUUUGAGGCACUUACUUGUAUAAUAAUUAUUUUUAUAAAAUCAUGCAUCAUUAAAUGUUUCAAUGUAUAGAUUGCCGCUGUGUAAUGUACAUCCAGUCCUGUAUAAGGGCAAAAAAGGUAUUUUAAAAACUAGAAGAGCUGCUGAUGGGAACAAUAAAAUGUCUUCAUUCAAGGGAGAUCAUUCUCCCCAUGGUGGCUGAAGAGUCUGGAGUUUCCAAAGGAGAGAAAAUAAAAAUAUGAAAAACCUAAUGGACACUUUGAUAGGGGAAUGUAAUGAAAAGAAAUUCUGACAGAUCUUUUAACUGACAGUCCGUAUAUUCUAGCAUUUGUAUAAGAAUUUGUGAGAAGGAACAGAAAGCUCAGCUAGUUGUGGAGUGCUUUAAAUAUAAAUACCAGGAAAGAUCAAGAAUAAUGAAGACAUUCAGGAGGAAAAAGUAAUACAGACAUAUUAGGUAGGAAUCCAUCACUCUAGUCUAAGUGUUUUUGCAAUGCCUCUACAAAAGCUGCAAAGUAAUUCCCUGAGUUGUUACAUAUCACAGAUAUAAUUAAAUCAGACAUAUAGAACUGAAACUCACCGGAGAGAGAACUUUUAAAUUGUUAAAGGGACUUGAGGAAUUUUGUGCCAAGAUUAUCUGGGAUAACCAGAUCCCAUAAUACUACUUUGAAAAUGUGCCCAGGAAGCCAGAACAAGGGCUGUGCUGGCUCUGCUUUAAUGUCAAUUCCUGUUGACUGCAGUCUUUACUGUAACCUGCCCCUCCCUUUGGCCACUCUUCUCGGUUCUCUCAGUUCUGCUAACAGAAGAGUUUAAAGUCAUGAAGUUAAUCAGAGCAGGGAGUUUGAUUCUAUUAAAAGUAAUGCAUGGAAAAGAAUGAUUCAUCCUGAUCCAUGCUCUGGUGUAAUUAACUUGACAGCCAUACAUACCUCCAGCAUGAAGGACAGGAAGAGUUACUAAAUUACAGAAUAUACAAGAGCUAUUAAAUUAUAGAAUUGUAUAAUAUCUCUGAAUUUGAAGAGACCCACAAGGAUCACUGAGUCCAACUCCUGGCUCCACACAGCACCACCCAAAAUCCAAACUCUGUGUCUGAGAGCACUGUCCAAGCACUUCUUGAACUCUGGCACUUGGGGCCGUGACCCUGAGGAGCCUGUUUCAUGCCCCAACCGACUUCUGGUGCAGACCCUGUCCCUGACUGCCACCCACCCCUCCCCUGACACAGCUCCAUGCCAUUCCCUCGGGCCCUGUUGCUCAGCGCAGCCCCUCUGCCUCCUGUGAGGAGCUGCAAGCCUCCUGUCAGCUCCUCUGCUCUGGGCUGAGCAAACCCAGGGACCUCAGCUGCUCCUCAUACUUCUUGCCCUCUAGACUAAUCUUCACCAUCUUCAUAGCUCUCUCUUGGACAUUCUCUAAUAGCUUUACGUCCUUCUUACACUGUGGUGCCCAAACCUGCACACAGUGCUGGAGGUGAGGCUGUAGCAGUGGGACCUCACCCACUUGCAGCGCUGGGCCUGCUGCACCCCACGAUACAGCUGGCUGCCAGGGCACACUGCUGCCUCCUGAUCUCAGCCAGAACCCCCCUCAGGUCCCUUUCCAUGGGGCUGCUCUCCAGCUUCUCUUCCCCAACCUCAACAUAAAUCCAUGGCUGCCCCAUCCCAGGUGCAGAAUCCAGCACUUGCUCUUGUUCAGUUGUGUAAAGAUAGUUUUUAAUUUAAACGUUUUAUACUUUUAUAAGUACCCCUAAAACUGAAAGCUUAAAUUAUUUCAUCCAAUUCUGGUAGCAAGAAUGUUCCACUGCUUCACUCAUUUGUCAAGUUCUUAGUUUUCCAUGAAUGUGUUCUAGAAGUUAUCAACAAAAAACACAACUGACUGAACUCUACAAGACUGUGGACUGUGUGGCUUUAUUUGAGAAAUGAUGAUCUGAAUUCUUCCUUUCUUUUUUGCUACCUCCGCAAUUUUUAUUUUUGUCCCUUGAUAACAUUAAGCAUGUUAAAUAUUGCUGAAAUAUAGACUGAUUUCUUUUAAGCUGAUUUUCUUAAAAUUAUGAUAAUUAUUUAAGAGAACAAAAGAAAAAAACAAAGACAGAUUUUUGAAAAUAUGCUGAAUCCACCCUUGAAGAAUGUAGUCUGCUGUAAUCACUUUGUCAGGGGCUGAUAUUUGCCACUGAUUUUUUCAGCACUGCCAGGAUUUCUUGACCUUAUCAGCAUGUUCUGUUGCUGACAGUAAAAUAACUUAUUUUGGUAAGACUUUGAACUGAAUUCAGUUAAGUCAAAGCUCAACUAUUUUUUCAAGUUGAAUUUUUCCAUAGAUUUAAUGUAAUAUUUGAGUAGGUGUGAUGGGGCUAACUUACUAAGUGUGCUAAGGAAUAUUUUGUCCUUACAUUUAAUCUGUGGAAAUCACUGUUAAUAAAGAAGUGUGGCAUGUAUGGAGCUUUUUGAAUGGCCAGUCAAUGUUAUAAGUUGUAGUCAUGAAGCCUUGAUGUACAAGCUGACAUUGUUUUGUUGGAUGUACUUUGCUGAAAAAGGAAUAUUGAAUGUGAAUGUCUCCAUUACUUGAAAAUCUAUGAAAUAUAUUAUUGCUGGACUUGAAGAAUGGGCCCUUAACACUUCCAUGAUUUGUCCUCUGCCUUUUUGUUCAGUCCUGUGAUUCACAUACUAGGCAGUAUAUCCCUUAUCUCCCAGUAUUUGUGCACACAUUGGGAUACCUUUUGAACAGUGCACCCAAUUCAUUCAAAAAUGAUCAAUUUGGGAAAAUCUAUACAGUCAAGGUGGGAAAAAAUGGGAAGAAAAAAAAAAAAAGUGGCACGAAAUAUGAAUGGAGAAAGAAAAAUAAAGAGCAACUUGCAGGGUACCUUGGGCAUCUCUGCUGCAGUGUGGAAAUCUAACAAUUGUUUGAUGAGAUUCAUUAUUAAAAUAGGCUUCCUCUUGUACCUUCUAAUUUCCAGUACGGUUAGGAUUUUCACAAUAUAAACAUGGUACAUUAUUUAUUCCCAAUUAAUUAGUUACGGAGAAGGGUAUUCUGGGACAGAGGAAGGCUGGGACUAUGAAGCUAUGCAAAGAGGCAUUAACAUGGAAUGGGAAGAAACAGAACAAUUGGAGAUUUCAUUAUGAAAUGAAAGGGAUACAAAGGAAAGGAAUUUAAUGAAUGCAAUAUCAUCAAAAUAGUAGGGAACAGAAAUUUUUAGUACGGGAGAUGGGUAAAAUGAAGGAUGAGUCGAUGAUGAAUAGCAUGGAAUCUGAUGAGCCUGAAGUGAAUCUGUGAAAUGGAUGGGAUGUGAGUUUUUUCCACAUGCAGCUGGAGAGUAGAAUGAACAAAUACAAAGAACCCAAGUGUAUGCAGAGCUCAGCCUGCAGAACCUAUUAAGUUGCAACCAUGUCUCCAUCCCUGGAAUACCAUUUGAGUUAUUUCUGGGGAAAUCUAGUCACAAUCCACCGAUAUGUAUGAACAUCAGCAAGGUUAUAAGUAAUUUGGAGAAAUUAUGCUCUGAGAUGUAGCCCUACAAUUUUAUUUUGGAUGCAGAACAUUGCUGGAAGGACACAAGCUACGGUUAUUGCUUCACUUUUCAUAAAAGUUUAAAUAUAAACUGUUUUAUUUUCAAAUAAAUUGUGCUUAUAUUGGAACAGACAUUGCUACUUUGCUUCCUGGUAAACUGUACAGAGUGCUGUGUUAAAUGAAGGAGAGCAUUUAUUUAAGACGCAACCAAGCUAAACCACUCUUAAGCAUUGCCUACACAAAAUAAGGAACCAACUGAAACCAGGGAACUAGAUGGUGCAUUAGACUAUAUAUAGAAAAGUAAUAAUAAUAACUUCAGGUUUUACCCUUGUUUUGAUGUCUCUAUUCUACUGCACAUAUUUAAUCCUCACCAUUUAUAGGCAAAACUCUCAGUGAACGGGACUUUUAGCAAUUCAGAAUCAGAGUUUUUCCUUUGUGGAUACAUAAUAAUUAGGGUCUGCCUUUUCUUUGAUAGAAUCACAGAAAAAGUUGCUCACUCUCUCCAGUUUGGGAUGGACUCUAUUCUGCUGUGGACUACUCAACAAAACAGCCUCUAAAAAUAUCAAGACUGUGAUAUGUAUUAUGUAGCAUAACAGUGGACAAGCUCAUUUAAUACACUUUUCCUCAUUCUCUUGUUCAUGUUCCUCAUUGAUCCACCUUGAUCCUUCCUAUACUGCCCCUUUUUUCCUUUUCUUAAAUAUCCAAUAAAAAUUAUUUCACAUUUAUUAUCUAUAUACAGUGUGAUACUGAUUGUUUUUAAUUUCUCUACUGUUCUCAUGCAAAACCUCUGGUCUGCAGAUCUGUAAGGAAAUUUGACCUCAAGAGCUGAAGUCCUAGACUGUUAGUAAUAUAAACAUAUUAGUCUUAUGCUUAAAUGGUGGUCACAACAGAGCCUGUGCUUCAAUCAGAUGCUUUGGUAUUCAAGCAAGUAUUAAAGUCUUUUAAAUGACUCUUGCAAUAUUUUUUUCAAUGCCCAUGUUUCACUAAGAAGGGCACACCUCCGUUCUUGGUUAUCAAGUCAGCUGACAAAAAUAUUUGCUCUGGAUGUGAUUGAUUGUAUUGUGAAAGCAAUGCUGCUUUUCCCUUGCUUUGGGUCCAACAGUUGUUGCAGGCACAAGAUCACAUUUUUAGGACCUGCUAUCUUACUCUGAAGAUGCCUUUUAAGAGGAGCAGCCAUGAACCAGGAAGAAGUUGCUUGACCUUCUAUAAUUUGCAACACGAAGCAAAUGGUGUUUCAAAAUUUAUAGGGGAAAGUGGAAAGGUCUUGUGUUCUACACAAGGCCAAAGAACAAAGAUUCUUAGUUGUGCCUCAGCAAUGACUGUGGAAAACCAUAGUCAGAGAUUUCCUUCCUUCAGAUUGUUUCUGGUAUAUAAAAUCUAUCUACCAGAUCAUAAAAGCAGAAACAAUACACACUGCUAUUUGCAUUGCCUUAAAAAUGAAAUAAUAACCCUGGAUCUUUUCUGGCUUUUGUUGGUUUGGUUUGGGGUUGUUUUUUUGUUGUUGCUUUGGUUGUUUGGGUUUUUUUCAGGGUGGGUGGGGUACCUGUCCCCUGUUUUGAAUGAAUCAGCCUUAAUUUGUACUUCCUGCUGGGAAGGAUACACUCUGUCUUGUUUCACAAGACCUACUAAGUAUUCUCAACUCUGGCUUACUAAAUGGGCUUUAGAAAGGAUUUCUUUUUCUUUUUCUUUCU
This is a messenger RNA of Phasianus colchicus (ring-necked pheasant), 10683 nucleotides long. RefSeq names its product STEAP family member 1 (gene STEAP1). The record is from RefSeq and is a predicted model, not a curated record. Gene Ontology annotation, cellular component: endosome; plasma membrane. NCBI's taxonomy places the organism in Eukaryota, Metazoa, Chordata, Aves, Galliformes, Phasianidae.